This is a messenger RNA of Hypanus sabinus (Atlantic stingray), 8905 nucleotides long. Its product is annotated as ataxin-7-like protein 1. Lineage: Eukaryota; Metazoa; Chordata; Chondrichthyes; Myliobatiformes; Dasyatidae. The transcript has 12 exons. Bases 264 to 2405 code for a protein of 713 amino acids. The record is from RefSeq and is a predicted model, not a curated record.
GAUGAUGGCGGCCUCGGAGCGCAGGCUCCCGAGUCCCGAGGCGUUCGUGGGCCAGUCUUGGAGCAGCUGGAUCGAGCGGGCUGAGGCUCUGCGGCUGUCGGAUGAUUUGAUUGACAAGAUACAGACCGGGGAUUUUGUCUAAGAGUUGGAGUCGGAUGUUUUGGGAGCAGCGUGGAAUGGCCAGUAUGGAACAUUUUUCUUAAUUGUUAUCAGGCACAGAAUCGGAAGACUGUGGCAAGGAUGUGAGAAAGAAAAUUGAAACAAUGCGGCUCAUUAGAGAAGAUAUGCCAAUCUUUGGUCACUGUCCAGCCCAUGAUGAGUUCUUCCUUGUGGUGUGUAACCAGUGUGGACAAGUAGUUAAACCUCAGGCAUUUCAGAUGCACUGUGAGAGAAGACAUGGGUCUCUGAACAAACUGUCAGCACGAAAAGCUCCUGCCUUGAAUUCCCCAAACUCCAUUCUGCAGAAAUCGCGAUGCAACAGUGUUCAAACUGCAGUUACCUCCAAUCAUGGCACCAGAUCCUCCAAAGAGAAGCUGCACAGCCCUGGUAACAAGGUGCUACAGUUAGAUGUGCCUUCAAAGGGACCAAAAGAAAAUCUGUGCUUGUUUGUUCCUGUGGUGAACCUGGAAAAGAUCCCAUCUCUCGGAAAGACAGAGAGUUCAUGCAUCAAACUGACCGCCAAGCCUCCUGCUGCUUCUCCAUCCUCUCCUGAACCCAUUUCACCAUCUGAGAAACCCAGCCCGGCCCCUGUCCUUGAUUCCUUGGCAAAGACAGGGGUUUUGAAUGCAGUCCCAAAAGCAGCUGACCUCUCACUCACUGCAGCAGUGAUUCAGAAUGGUAAAGGUGAACGAUUACCAAUGCUGGAAGAACCAGCAUUCAGUAACAGGAGGAACAGCCAUAAAGUCCACAGGAGAGUAAUGGAGAAAGAAAGUGACCUCAAUAAACACUGCGGAGUCAUGGAUCCAGAGACCAAGAAGCAUUGCACUCGUUCAUUAACUUGUAAGACGCACUCACUGACUCAGAGGAGGAACGUGCUCGGCCGGCGGCUGGCGUUUGAUGAGUUGUUGGCAGAACAUCGGGCCAGCUUGAAGAACAAGGAAGGUGGCAGAGAGAAAAAGCAGCAAGCUAAAGAGGCAGUGACACAUUCCCCUGUGCAGGAAACGACCGCUGGAGGCUGGGCUUCGGUGAUGGCAGGAAUCUCCCUGAGCCACACAAAGCCUGCCGGCUGUUCCGGCUCAAGGGUUUCUUUGGAAAAUGAAUUGACUGACACGGAGAGAUCCCCGGCUGAUCCCACACCACACCCUGAGCUCCCCUACCCUCUCUUCAGAUUCGAGAUAAACAGCCGGCUGUCGAGCGAAGAGAGUGACGGGGAGGUGACUGAGGAAUUGGACAAGCCAGACUGUCAUUAUUCACGAUUUCAUCCAAAGCCACUGGCAUUUUGCACUUUUGGAAGCCGAAUGAUCAGCCGAGGUUAUUACGUCUUCAACAGGAGAUUGGACCGAUUCCGAAUGGCCCUUAACUCCAUGGUGGAAAGGCACCUAAACUCUCAGAUGUGGAGGAAAAUUCCUCCGGCUGUGGAUUCCCAGAGGGCACCGCCAACACCUGCCUCCUUGACGCACUCGCUGCAGUCUGUGUCAUCCCUGCCUUUGGGCUCCUCCUCCCCGCCACCCCUCGUGAGCACAGAUCUGAAACCAGCGUCCUCUCCAGCUGCCGUCACCACAGCGCGAGCCCCCUCGGACUUGCCUGCCGCCUGCUGCCGUUCACUUGCUCCAACAACCCCUGCCUCGAACCCGCCCCACUCCUCCAGCAAAGUGUCCUGGGCCAAGGCUGGCCAGGGGCUUGGUUUCCAUCAAGGCUCCCACCCAUUUGCUGACACGUCACAGAACAAGAGGAAGAAGCCAGCGCUCUCCAACUCUGAGCUGACACCUGCUCAAGACCCUCCCCUCAAAAGGAACUGCGUGCUUAGUUUGGGCAAGAUCAGUACACCUCCUCCUGGCGGAAUUGCCCCCCGGCCGCCUCACUCGAAUACCUCGUCACACAAUGCUAACAAUGGAGUUGCUGCCCACAGCCCCAAAGCACAGGGACAAGCGGGAAUUCUGGGGCAAUCAGGGAACUCCAUCAAAGGGAACAGCAGAGCGGUGGAACACUUUGAUCCCAAAAGGGGUGCCCGUCUCUGUGAGGGGCGGAAGCUGGGAAUCCGCAGCCCCUCACCCCCACCACUGAUCGCCAACUCCCCUGUGCGGGCUGAGGGCAGGAAGAGGAAGAACGCUGGCGCCUGCUCAAAACCCACCAAAGUAGCCAAGCCCCCCGAGGUCAGCUGUGCACAAAGGAAAAAAGAGGAGAGCUUGGCAACGUCCCGACCACUCGGCAACUCCCACACACAAAAGGCAAAAGUGCGACCCUGAAAGUUGGUCUGCCCAGCUUUUUGGCGAUACAGGACCUGGAAACCUUCCAUCGAUCAGCCACCAAUUCCAGCCCUUGGGCACACAGAUUGGCGCCUGUCGCGAGUGUCAAGAGCUCUGUCGGAUCACAGGCUUAUUAGGCACAAAUGAAAGUGGGACUGUCCCACUAGCUGCCUCAUUUGGCACUAUAGAGUGUGCAGCCUACCCCUUCUAUUGCAUAACACGUCUGUAUGGAGUCCGUUACUACCCUGUCCAUCCAUCUGUUUUGUUUGUCCCUUCCAGUUUCUUUGUUCUGGAGUUUUGCUGUCCUCACCAUUAAACAUGGAAGCCUUACUCUGUAUUGCUACAAAGGAAACCUGAUAACAAAACAUAUGCAAAAUUGGCCAUGAGGUAUUCAACCUGUGCUUCUUGCCCACAAUGUAUUGGAGAAUGAUAAAGGACAUUCUGCCAUAUAUUUAAUCCAUGCUCCCUGCAGGCAGUGGGGUGCAGAUGUCUCUUUUUCGGCAUCGUGCAUUUGUAAACUUGUGUUUUCCUGCCUCUAUCUUCUUACAAAGGGUUUGAUUCAUGGUGAACUGGGGCCCAUGGGUGCUGGACACCCAUCAGAUACACUCCUCAAGGAAAUGUUCCUCUUGUAUAACCUUAAUUUUUCACAAUUAAAACUCUUACAUUCCCUUCCCCUCCAUCCAGGGCAGUUAGAUCCACCCCCAUGCUACUCUUCCUGUCUUAGCAGAGGCUACCCAGCAGUCACUAAGAGCAAUCUGAGAGAGGUUAAGAGAAGGGGAUGAUGACUGUCACUGACAGCCCAAAGUUUAUAUAUGCCAAAUAUCUGUUCAGAUAAGUCUGAGCAGUUCCAAUUGUAGAUAUAAAUGGGAAGAAAAGUAUUAUAUCUCCUGAAGAACUGCAGGCAAAAUUACUGAUAUUUACAUGGCCUUUGGCCCUGACCUACUUGUAUCAUAAUGCUAUUGCAUCUUCUUCAUUGAGAUGUAUCUAGAAAGUUGGCUCUUAUACGUGAAACUUUAAUGGAUUGAAAGAGAACAUUGAAAAGAAGGAAUGAUUUGAUAUAUUGAUAGUAGGGUCACCACUAUUUCAUGUUCUUUAGGCAAAUUUCAUCUUGGUCUAAGCUUCUCUUGCCCAGUGAUCUAACCAUUGAAGUUAAUCCCACGUACUUAAUUAUUGUUUGGUGUUAUUAGAUUUCAGUCCCCUCCUCUCUCCCUUUCUCUGUUCUUGCUUCAAUUUGUUCACUCCGCUGUAUCUUAUAACAACACAAAAGGUCAUUUAGUCUAUCUGGUGCAUGCUACAUCCCGCAGAAUAAUCCUAUUAAUUUCAUUCCUCCUCUCUGUAAUUUCCUGCAGCCCUGCACUUGCGCUCCUUCACAUCUACUCAUCGACUCACUUUUGUUCAUAACUUGUACUUAUCCAUCCUCUGAAUUCCUACCCUCUGCUAAGGCAGCCUUUCCUCCCCAUACCCAAAAAGUGUUGUGUCUAUGUUGCAGUACAUCUUUGGGCUGUAGGAAGAAACCAGAGCACCUGGAAGAAACCCAUGUUGUCAUGGAAACUGCAUGUCUUCUAACAUUUUUCUCUAAUUAUUUACAUCUCUUUCUCUCUUCACUUCUGCUUCCACACGUUAGGCCUGUCCACCAGCAACUACAGUCCCUUCCCUUUCGUUUUGCUAAAGAAUAUUUUAAUGAUAGUGACCCUGAGAACAUUCUUCAAGCAAAGUUAAAAUGAUUUAACUAUAUUCUGCCAAAUUCUAUACAAUUCUCAAGUUGAACCAUUCUUUUGCCCACCAGAAGAUGAAUUGGAUUUUCUUUUUGCUCAGUUGCGCUUGAAGUUUCUGUUACAAACAGAAUUUUAAAAUUUCAUUAUUUUAUGCUUAUAUUUUAAUCCAACCCACUUUAUCAGUACUUUUAUAUGAAUGAUGUUACUUUCUCUGCAACUUUUUUAACUUGCUACUUUUAAGUUUUGAGGUAUGAAUUCAAAUUAUAUGUAACUUUUGAGGGAAAAUAUAGCAAUAUGUAAUGACGGCAUAGCUUGAGUUGUAGAGUGUCUCCUAAUAAUGAUUCAUCCCGUCUUCCCAGGGACAGUGUUAAAUUCUCAAUUAACAAGGAAAAGAAAUAACUGCCUGAUGUUGUCCUCCUAAUCAAUGAGUGAGCGACGACAACGUGGAAACCUGAGCCCAAUCACUUGAGCUGAGAUUAGUCCAGUGGCUGUUUUCAGCUAAAAUGUAUUGAUAAAAUGCUCAGUGAAGAUAGAGGAAAUCAAUUUCAUCCAAAUCACCCAUGAUAAAGGUGACAUUUUGUAACAGCCCAGAUGAGGCUAUUGUGCCUGUGCUGACUCUUUUAAGGGAGAUAUAGUAGGGAGAAUCUAAUCAUUCCCCCUUUUACAUCCAUUUUCCAUAGCCGGUGACCCAACAAGAAAAAUUACCCUCAUUAUAGAAUUUUGCCGGCUUUAAUGGCAAUGGACCUUUAGUGCUGGGAAACAGAACACUUCUAGUAUCUGACACCAAUUGUCGUUAUCAAGCAUGCCUAGUGUGACCUGUUCAUAAACUGAGAUUCCCAACUCACCUUAUUUGAAUAUUGCAUUAUGUUCUGCUCACUCACCCUCUCUAUCCUUGUCAUUUUCCACUGAAUCCUCAUUCUUUUAGCCUAUAGUUUCAAUUCUGGACCUGUUUUUAAAAUAAAUCCUUACCAUAGGAUUCUGGGUUGUCCUUUGUUACCUCAUUGAUUUUCUCAAACCUGACAUCAGUUCAUAAACUUUGGUCCUUUGAUUCAGGUCUUGGUUGUAUCAGCCCUCGUGGUGUACUGUUACUGGCAAAGUCUCCGGUCCUUUAUGUGGAACCUCCGUCCUAAAUCAUACUGUAUAACAAUCUUCUCAUAUCCAUGUCCCCCUCCAUCCUAAAAAGUCUUCAUAAAAGCCAAUUACUUCAUCAAACUUUGAACUAAGCCUCCUCCACACUGCUUGCCCUUAGGUGAGAAUCCCUUCCAUUCUGCUUCCUAUAUCAGUCCAGUAGUUUUGAUUGCCCUGCUGAGAUUACCAAUUUAAUGAUAAUUAUUGUUUAUCAGGCUGAUUAUAUGCAUCGCCAUAAAGGUUAGGUGCAGACGAGUGACCAUUACGAUUCUGAGCAGAAGUGGAACCCAAGAGCCAGGAAUAAACAAGAAUUUGUAACGAACUCCCUGAACUAGCUUAGCCUCUGGUCUUGAAUACCUGUGUCCCAUCUCCAGUGAGCGGCCAGUUCAGUGAAGUGCUAAAAUUGACCUCUAUAAUGCUGAUUCAAAUGAAAGACUGAACAGCACACAAUAAUGUGAAAUACUGAGCAAGAGUGUCGGGCAUGGAGAUCAAAAUGCCAAGGUGUGUAAAUGUCUGAAAAGUUUGUAAUGGUUAUGUACUGAAUUAUGCAAAUAUUUUUUGUAUUUGAUCUAGUAAUGACACAUUGUCUAUAAUAUUUUACAGUUUGAAAUGGUCAAAUAUAUAUCUAUAUAUAAAGAUAAAUACAUAUAUACAGGUAUAGUGACCUAAUGUUACCAAUGCCAGAUGCAUACCCAUUGAGGUAAUUAGGUACCUUGGCAACAGUUGAAGGGUAGCACACUGUUUAAAUGCAAACCAUUGCAAUGUCAGUAGUCAUGUAAUUUAUUGUACAGAUCAAGCCAUUAUAAUCUGAAUCUGAUUUUGCUUUAUCCAGUUUUUAAUAUUUUUUAAGGAGGUUGAGUGUGGAAUUAAAUUGGUGUCUGGAUUGGAAAGACUUAGUUGAAGCUCUGUGUUGCCCAAUUUGAUCUACCUUAGCACAUCCUGAACUCAGUCGUACUGAUAUCAAGAUGAUACUGGGUCCAAGUUAUAGGAAUAGAGUGGGUAUAGGUCUUAAUCUGACAUGUGGAGUUUCUACCUUGGUGUUCCCAUUUAAAAUGUUUCCAAUAUGAAGUUUGAGACACAAUUCAUAAGAAAUAAUGAAAAAAAUAGAGAUUUAUUAACUACAGUAACCAGAUAUAAAGUUUAACAAAGCAAUGAACCAUAGGAAGCCUAAAGACAGGAAAGAGUGAGAGAGAUCAGGGAUCAGAGGGUUUACGACAAUUAUUUUCCUUAUUGUCUUAAGUCUGUGCCCUUGUCAUUGCUGAAUAACCAACCACUGGGGGGAGGUGGAAGGAAAGAAAGCACCAGUAUUUACUCAUCCUAAUGUUUAUUCAUCUUGUCCUUUUAUCAAUAAGUAAUAUUUAAAUAGUUUAGAAAACAGUAACGAGUAGUUUGCCUAAUAGGUCCAAGGUGGAAUAUUAGCAGAGUGUCUCCCUACUCCCCCCACUCCCCCACCCCAUACUCCUGUUCAUCUAACCCCAUAACAUUUCUUCCCUGUCGUUAACUUGCUUCCUCUUAAUUGCUUGGAUAUUUUUUGCAUCAGCUGCUUCAUGUGAAAUCUGUUACAUCAUUUUUUUGUAGCUGUUACUACAUUAUUGCCACUCUCUGGCAAUUGUAUUUCUCCUGAAUUAAUUACUGAACAUCUGUCAUUAUUACAUUUACUUCUACUAAGUCUCGCUUAGAAGUAGAGACUUCCUUAUGCUCCUGUGUUGAAUACAUUGAUGUUUUUAUAGAGCUGUCAGUCCCUCAGCUUUGCAAUACCUCAAAAUUAAUCUUUAAUUCCAUAAUGGAUGAUUUGUAAAAAAAACAUUCAUCUCUUUCUUUUCCUUCUCUCUCUCUCUGUGAUUCCUUCAUUAAUAUCAGUGUUUGGACUGCACAUUCUCUCAGAUGAGAGGAAAGUAACUGAUAUAAACCAUUUUAAACUUUAAUUUGUAUCAGCAAAGGUUAUUUUAUGCUAAAAGAUAUGGAAUUGAAUACUUACCUCAAAUAUGAGCUGCUGCCCAGGCCUGUAAGCUGACAGUUUUUUUUUUAAAUAGCUAUUUUUGUGGUUGGUAUUGUUUUGCUAGAAAAUAUUUAAUACGUGUCCUCGCUGUGUAUUAUUAGAGGUUGCUAGUUUUAUAAUUCAGAUAGUAGUAUUCCAAUGAUAGAAACAGAGAAUGUUGGAAAGAUGCAGCAUGUUAGACAGCAUUUGGGGAGAGGUGCAGAUGUCAGGUUGGUAACCUUUCUAGUGAAAGGUCAUCUGCCUGAACUAUUAAUUCUGUCUGUUUCUCUGCACGUGCUUUCAGACCUGCUAAGUGUUUCCACCACUACUGUUUUUAUUUCAGAAUUUCAGCAUUUGCCAUUUUGCUUUUCGACAGCCCAUCACUGAAUGCUCCAUCUCUGUACUAUGCGUUGAAAUAGAUAAAAGGCUGUUCAAAUGAUGUCAAGACACUAUUCAUUGAAAAGUCAACCAUAUACAAUGAUCAAAUCUUAGAUACUAUUUCCAAUCAGUACUGAAAUUUGUUGAAUCUGAUCAGGGAGACCUUUCAGAGUGGCACUCUACACUCAGUGUUGCUGGUUUAGAAAAGUAAAUGCUGUUUUUACUAUCACUGUAUGGGUGCUUAUUGAAAAUAAGAUCAAGCUCUGGUGUGAUGACGCCUGCAGUUGACUAGCCUGCUAGUGUUCUAGGCAGGCUUCUCCUCCUACCUGUAUUGAAUAGGAUCAGGAUCAGGGAAUAGAAAAGUGGCAAACCUUGGUUGUUUGUCCAUUGCUUUCUGAUAGACAAAGCAUCAGGAAGCCAUUAGUAUCCUCAAUAAAGGACUGAAGGCAUUGAGGAAAGAAAGCCUGCAAGAUAAAGAAAAGAUUAAAUUGAUUAAGAUGAGAAUUAAAAUUGUUAUGUUGCCAUAAGUGUGACAGUUUUAAAAAGAAACUUUUUAAAAAAUAAUUGAUGCUGCUUACAUUUUUCAAGUGACGUACUUUAAAUUUCACUUCAAAAUGAAAAGGUUGUCCUUUUAGGGGCACUUGAAAAGCAAGUGCCCACGAACCUUGCUUUUCCAAGUGAGCUAAAUUGUUUGUGAACAGCCCUCAUAAGGCUGCAGUUUAAUAACUGAAAUGGAGUGCAGUCACAGUGGGCAGAAAUAGGUUCCGACAUUUUAUUUUGCUAAUCAGGAUUGGCUUAGAGAUUGUGAAGUUUUUGACUCCUAGUUGGGUACGGUAUGAAGUUAAGAUUCACAAUGAAUGAGCGUAGAUAAUUAAUGUACAGUAGGCUGUUCAACCGCAGAUGGCAUCAUCACUAAGCUCAAUAUUCUCAUUUACGGCAGUAAAGGUUGCAAUAAUCAUCAGCAGAAAAUGAAGGCAUGCUAAGGGCUAGCAAAACUGACCUAGCUCUUUCUCCAGGCUCCAAUCCACUCCUAACCGCAAAUCCCCAUUCUACCGAUCCCUCCAUUCUUGGGAGUCACCAACCUGCUGACUUCACAUUCCAUUCAUCAUUGGCUUGAGGCCAGUCAAAGUUGCUUCCUGUACUUAUGUUGGGGAGUUUGUUUUGAAUGAUUGCUGUAUGACCAAUAUUUAUGGUUUUUUUUACAUUGACUUUAGACCUCAGUGUUUUUGGUUUAUAAACAAAUAAAUGUAUAAUUUAUAAUACCCAAACAGAUGUUUUGAAUAAAGUUUUUUUUUUGUUUA